Xylona heveae TC161 is the source of this 729-nucleotide messenger RNA. RefSeq lists its product as hypothetical. The coding region runs from base 1 to 729 and encodes 242 amino acids. The record is from RefSeq and is a predicted model, not a curated record. NCBI's taxonomy places the organism in Eukaryota, Fungi, Ascomycota, Xylonomycetes, Xylonales, Xylonaceae. The transcript has a single exon.
AUGGGUCACGGCUUUGCCAUCUUCAUCGUCAUCAUCGUAUGCGUUCCACUUCUCGCCGCAGUGGUUUGGUACAUGUACCGCUACAUGCAGGCGCAGCGGUUGGGCCUUCCUCCUCCGCACAUCAAUCCCUUCUCUCACUCGGACGGGAUCUCGGGCGACACUGGAAUCGCGGGCUGGUUUAAUGAUAAAUUCCGAUCCAUCAAGAAUCGUCGUACGGCAGGUGGUGCUUACGAAGGCGCUGUGCCAAGAGGAGCUCGAGGUGGGAGAAGAGGGCCACUGGACCCGGACGAAGCAUGGGAUGCUCGUGUCGGCACCGAGGCUGAUGUUUAUGGUCCUGGUGGAUACUACGAAGAGCAAGAACUAGGCCUACGUGAUGACCACGAGCCGUACGGAGGCAGUGGCUAUGGUUACCACGGAUCCGGAUCGAAUCCAGACGGAGCUCGUGGCCGUAGCCGUAGCCGGGAUGUGUCGGACUUUGUCGGUGGAGGUCAGAGCGAACUGGACCGUCGAUAUGAUGAAGAGACGACUGGAAGGGGGCGACAGCCGCGGGACCCCUUUGACGACUCGAACGCAGCUGAGGCCGGCCACGCCGGAAUGAAUUUGCGAAGUGUGAGUCCUAGACCAGUGGAGGUAGAGCCACCUAUUCUUAACCCCAAAACCGCCUCGGGAAGAGGAAAUGAGGAUGGUGCUAAUGAGAGACGGAGCAUCUUCAGUGAGCAUAUGAGUUGA